This is a messenger RNA of Microtus ochrogaster (prairie vole), 1287 nucleotides long. It is a transcript of the gene Rumy1, whose product is annotated as regulator of UNG2 and MKLN1 interacting yippee protein 1. The record is from RefSeq and is a predicted model, not a curated record. Lineage: Eukaryota; Metazoa; Chordata; Mammalia; Rodentia; Cricetidae. Gene Ontology annotation, cellular component: cytosol.
CUCGGGCUAAGUCUAGUCCUCCCAAUCCGUGCUCGGCGCAGGCAAUUCAAACUGACAGCGUGUUAGAAAAAGCGGAGAAAGCGGAAGAAAGUGCAGAGCCCGGUGUGUUCGGUGACUGACUCCAGCGCGGACUGAUCCUCGGCGGCGGCCUCUCCCCGGCCGCAUUCGACACCCCUGCUCGCUCCGGAGCGGCCACUGUGGGAGAGACCUUCAGGGUGGCAAGUGCUCGAGCUGAGGGAGCGAGGACGCCGAGAGCCGUGGGAGCAAGGGAGGGGUCCCGCGGCCGAGCCAGGAGAAGGGACGCGGGACAGGACCGGAGCGGCGUGGAAGGAAAGGGCUGAGGGGCCUGGAACCCUGCGAGGAGGCCUUGGAGCUCUCUGCGGGCGGGACUCGCGCUGGGAGUCGUCCGCGCGGCGAGGCUUUAAAGGGAAGCGCCCGCCCGCCGGGAACCGGGAAUCGCUGGAUUCGGGGGCGGCUGCCGAAGAGCAAAGGACCUUUGGAGACCACAGAAAGUGAAAGCCGGUUUAAAGUUUCCCUUCUACCCUACUUGUCUCUCCCCACCUCCAAUUCCAUUCCCUUCUUCCCUCCCCGCUAAGUCAAAAGGAACUAAAGUUUGCUCUUCCCACCCAAUAAAUACUAAUUUUACUUUUCCAUCAGGAAAACAGAACUGUCUUCCUGAUUUUAGAGCUUUAGAGAACUCAAAGCCCCCCCGACUUGGUUGUUAGCCUCGGGGAAUCAAAGUUCGGUUUCCCCCUUUUUCAAAUUUCUGUACCUCGUUCUACGUGGGACGCUAUGUCUACCAACAGCUGCACUUUCAAGGACCGUUGCGUGUCCAUCCUGUGUUGCAAAUUCUGUAAACAGGUGCUCAGCUCUAGGGGGAUGAAGGCUGUGUUGCUGGCCAACACUGACAUAGACCUUUACUCUACAGACAUCCCUCCUACCGACACUGUGGAUUUCAUUGGAAGAUGCUAUUUCACUGGAAUCUGCAGCUGCAAACUGAAGGACAUCGCAUGUUUAAAAUGUGGGAACAUUGUAGGCUAUCAUGUGAUUGUUCCAUGUAGUUCCUGCCUUCUUUCCUGCAACAAUGGACACUUCUGGAUGUUUCACAGCCAGGCGGUUUAUGGUGUUAACAGACUAGACUCCACUGGUGUAAACUUCCUACUCUGGGGCAACUUGCCAGAGACAGAAGAAUGUACAGAUGAAGAUGUGUUAGAAAUUUCAGCAGAAGAGUAUAUCCGAUGAAUGAAUUAUGAUUAUGUGUAAUGUUUUAUAGUUUUUCUAUUUAAA